AUGAGGCAACGGAGAUGGUUGGAACUUCUAAAGGACUAUGAUUGCAAUAUUAACUACCAUCCUGGUAAAGCAAACAUCGUAGCAGAUGCACUUAGUCGGAAGUCAUCCUCUAGCACCCUGGCUACAAUGUUUACUCCUCAGAAGCAUAUUCUACUAGACAUGGAGCGAGCUGGCAUUGAAGUAAUCCAGGACACUCAAGCUAAGAUGAAUAGUUUGACACAAGGUUCAACAUUGAUAGAUCAAAUUAAGGUCGCCCAAGCAAGUGAUACAGAAUUGAUGAAGAUUAAAGAAGAAGUAGCAGAAGGGUUCCCGAAAGCGCUAGGAGGUCAAGAUGCAGCAUGGGUGAUUGUUGAUCGACUAUCAAAAUCAGCACAUUUUAUUCCUAUUCAGAUGACGUACUCCGUGGAUAGACUGGCAGAAUUGUACGUUAGAGAGAUUGUCAGAUUACAUGGGAAUCUGACAGAUGGUCAAUCAGAGAGGACAAUUCAAAUUCUAGAAGAUAUGCUUAGAGCGUGCGUGAUGGAAUUUAAGGGUAGUUGGAUUAAGUAUCUACCCCUUAUUGAGUUUGCAUAUAAUAACAAUUACCAGGAAAGUAUUCAAGCAGCGUCGUAUGAAGUUCUCUAUGGACCUUCAGAAUUUGGUGAUGGAACUCGGAAUGUUGGCAGCCACUAUCACUUUAUUGAGGUGAAUCCCUACUAUUUUGGUCGACGGAAAGCAUAUUGCAUGCGCCUAAACAUACCAGCAGGGACAGCUACACGAUUCGAGCCUGGGGAAACUAAAAGUGUCAUACUUGUAAGCAUUGGAGGUAAGAAAGUGAUCAGAGGAGGAAAUGGCAUUGCUGAUGGUCCAGUUGAUCGUGCUAAAUUUAGAGAAGUCAUGGGAGCUUUAAACUUGAGAGGUUUUGGGAAUCUGGAAGAAAAUAAUGCUAGGUUAGGCGUUCUGCUUACUGGAGAACAUUCCGCUUUCACCAAAAUAAUCUCUCGUGAGGAAUAUGUCAACAAGUAUGGCCCUACCACUGGUGACAAAAUUAAGCUUGGUGAUACAAACCUGUAUGCUGAAAUUGAAAGAGAUUUUGCCAUUUAUGGUGAUGAAUGUGUCUUUGGAGGUGGGAAGGUUAUAAGAGAUGGAAUGGUACAGUCAUGUGUUGAUUCUUUGGAUACAGUUAUUACAAAUGCUGUGAUAAUUGAUUGUAGUGGAAUUUUUAAGGCCGAUAUUGGGAUCAAGGAUGGUUUUAUUGUUUCCCUUGGGAAAGCAGGCAAUCCAGACAUCAUGGAUGGUGUGUUUUCAAAUAUUAUCAUCGGGGUUAACACUGAGGUUAUUGCGGGAGAAGGAAUGAUUGUAACGGCGGGAGCCAUAGACUGUCAUGUCCACUUCAUAUGCCCUCAAUUGGCAUAUGAAGCUAUAUCAAGUGGUGAGCUACCCAACUGGAAAUACUUUUUUGUGAAACAUCAAUAUUUAACUACUGAUAUGUGUCUAUGCUUUCAUAAAAUUGGUGGCAUGUUAAAUAUAGAUGACAAAAGUAUUGAAGCUCAAUCAUCUUGUUAUGCUUAUGUUAUAUCUGGACAGCAUAGAUGCCUUUUCGAUUCCAUAAUAUCACAAAUGAAGUUAAUGCUGCAAUCAACUGACGAGAUGCCUCUAAAUUUUGGUUUUACGGGAAAAGGGAACAGUGCAAAACCUGAUGAACUACAUGAAAUAAUUAGAGCCGGGGCAAUGGGACUGAAGCUGCAUGAGGACUGGGGAACUACUCCUGCCGCAAUAGACAAUGCUUUGAAUGUUGCAGAACAUUAUGACAUCCAGGUUAAUAUCCACACGGACACCUUGAAUGAAUCGGGUUUUGUUGAACAUUCUAUUGCUGCAUUUAAAGGAAGAACUAUUCAUACCUACCACAGUGAAGGUGCUGGUGGAGGUCAUGCUCCAGAUAUCAUUAAAGUAUGUGGUGUAAAACAUGUCCUGCCAUCAUCUACGAACCCCACACGGCCUUUUUCUUUCAACACUAUAGAUGAGCAUCUUGACAUGCUGAUGGUCUGCCAUCACCUCGAAAAAGAUAUUCCAGAAGACGUUGCUUUUGCUGAAUCAAGGAUAAGGGCUGAAACAAUUGCUGCAGAGGAUAUUUUGCAUGAUAUGGGGGCAAUUAGCAUCAUUGCUUCCGAUGCACAAGCUAUGGGUCGCAUUGGAGAGGUGAUUAGCAGAACUUGGCAAACUGCCCACAAGAUGAAGUUACAAAGAGGGUCGACUGACCCUAGUGGACCAGACAAUGACAAUCUUCGUAUCAAGCGUUACAUUGCUAAAUACACAAUAAAUCCUGCCAUAGCUAAUGGGCUUUCUGAAUAUGUUGGCUCAGUUGAGGUGGGAAAGUUGGCCGAUCUUGUUCUGUGGAAGCCAUCCUUCUUUGGUGCAAAACCAGAAAUGAUAGUAAAAGGUGGUGCAGUUGCGUGGGCUAAUAUGGGCGAUCCAAACGCAAGCAUUCCCACACCUGAACCGGUAAUGAUGAGGCCCAUGUUUGGAGCAUUUGGGAAGGCUGGAAGUGCUCACUCCAUUGCUUUUGUCAGCAAGGCAGCUUUGAAUAUUGGAGUUAAAGCCGCAUACGGACUCAACAAGAGAGUAGAAGCUGUGAGCAAGGUUAGGCAGCUAACCAAAGCUGACAUGAAACUCAACAAUGCUCUUCCAAACAUCACGGUGGACCCAGAGACAUACACGGUCACAGCUGAUGGUGAGGUUCUUACCUGUGCUGCAGCCACCACCGUUCCUCUUUCUCGGAAUUACUUCCUCUUUUAGGCAUAUUGGUAAUAUGUCAGAGCCUCUACCAGUUCAUGUUUUGAAGUAGACUUUCCAAACUGAAAUAAAUGACGAUGCGUCCAAAAUGAACCGAAAUAGCACUUUCCUAAUAGACUCUUUGACUGGA
Molecule: messenger RNA, 2902 nt
Organism: Juglans microcarpa x Juglans regia
Lineage: Eukaryota; Viridiplantae; Streptophyta; Magnoliopsida; Fagales; Juglandaceae
Product: urease-like
Biological process (GO): urea catabolic process
Cellular component (GO): urease complex
Molecular function (GO): nucleic acid binding; urease activity; nickel cation binding
Source: RefSeq, a predicted model, not a curated record